Molecule: messenger RNA, 531 nt
Organism: Symbiodinium necroappetens
Lineage: Eukaryota; Dinophyceae; Suessiales; Symbiodiniaceae
Source: the annotation of a GenBank genome assembly
GUUCUACAACAUGCAGCUGGCCAUGCCGCGAGGUCCUUUGCUCUUGACGUUCUGCGAGAGGUUUGCACAGAGUGGUGGCUUCUUGACGAGGAGGAGCAGCACCAGCUCUACGAUGUCAUCUUGCAGAUGCGUGAUCUUGAUGCAGACUGGGGGCCGCAGGUGGCCAAGGUCUUGGAGGUCAUCGGCCAGCAAAGUGACCUUUGCCGACUCGUGCGAUCACAGUCGCGCUUGCGCUCUGGUCUGAGCUCCUCGCAGUCACUGCCGCAGCUGCGAACAAGAAGUGGGGCUUCAAACAGUCAAUUUGCUCCGUCUCGCCUUCCCACGACUCGCCAGUCUGUGUGGGAUCGGGAAAGCAUCCCGAAGGAUCCGCCAAAGAAGCCCAUCCCCUGGUGGACGCCCAGGCAAGUGUCAUGGCUUGCUGGGCAGCCGAUUUUCCCUGGCGAGCAGUUCAAGGCGCCAUGUCCUGCUUUUCGAUCAGUUGGACGCUUCUACUUCGAGAACUACCAGCGCUGCCAUCCAUCUACAUUCUGA